AUGUCCAAAGAGCUGACGCCGCUGCUCUUCAAAGAUGCCGAAGACAAAACAGAAGAGGCCAAGUCGAAAUUCCUAGAAAUUCAGGAAUGCUCGUAUCUAUCAAGAAGCCUAGGAAGCAUAGGCCUGAAGGAGCUCAUGGCAUGUGAUUGUUCAGAAGACUGGGAUGAUGAAAAGGAAAUGAACAUGGCAUGUGGCGAACACAGCCACUGUAUCAACAGAAUCACGUCUGUUGAAUGUACAAACAAACUGUGUCUCUGUGGCAAAGACUGCCAGAACCAGCGAUUUCAGAAAAAGCAGUACUGUGAUGUCAAGGUGAUCCAAACAGAGAAAAAAGGCUAUGGAUUGGUCGCUGAGCAGCCAAUCUCAGAGGGUGCUUUUGUUUACGAGUAUAUUGGCGAAGUUGUGGACGAAGAGACGUUCAGACAGAGGAUGAUCGAUUACGACACCAGGAAACUACGCCAUUUCUACUUUAUGAUGCUCACCAAAGAUGCCUUCAUUGAUGCCACCGACAGGGGAUCCUUAGCCAGAUUCUGCAACCAUUCUUGUUCCCCAACGCUUAUGUUGAUAAGUGGAAUGGGUAUUUUCGCUAAGCGUCUGAUCAAAGAAGGCGAGGAAAUCACGUUCGAUUAUAACGUUGACCGUUAUGGUGCCCAGCUGCAGCCUUGUUAUUGUGGCUCUUCCAACUGUCUCGGCUGGAUGGGAGGAAAGACGCAGACGGAUGCUGCACUUCUUCUUCCUGAAGGCAUUUCCGAAGCUUUGGGUGUGACCAGAGCUCAAGAAAAGGCCUGGUUGAAGCGUAAUAAGCAGGCUCGUCUUGCUCAGCAGGACCCAGAUGCCAUCAUCAAUGAAGACUUUGUGAAGAGUCUAGAAGUUGAGGGAUUGAACGAGCACGACGUCAACAAGGCUAUGGCUGCGUUGAUGAAAGCAGAGGAUCGUAACAUCAUUGCCAAGAUCAUCGACCGUGUGUAUUUGACGGAAGAUGCUAAGCUCAAUUCCAUCAUUGUGCGUCUUCACGGUUACAAGACGCUUUCACAGGUUUUGAAGGACCACUCCUCUGAUGAGGACGACUUGACCGAAAAGGUGCUCCAGAUCUUGAAGAGAUGGCCCUCAAUGACAAGAAACAAAAUCGAGCUGUCUCAGAUUGAGGAUGUGGUGAAGAAGAUCGUGGCGGAUACGCUGAAUGAUGAAAUCAGAGAAACCGGAUCUGAGCUUCUUGCGGACUGGAGCAACAACACAGGAAAGAACGAAAAUGUCGCCAGAGGGUCCAUGUCUCCAUUGUAUGGAAGAGCUGGCCGUCUGGCAUCUCCUACCUGGGGAUACGAGGAUGUCACAGAACCUACUACUCAUGAGCUGCCUCACAGUGAAGUAGAGGAGGAGGAAUUGCCUCCUGGGUGGCAGCAAGCUGUCGACCCCAACACCAACACACCAUAUUAUUAUCACUCUGAGUUGGGUAUUUCGAAAUGGGAGAGACCCACGAAUUCUGUGCCAAAAGGCCCUUCUAUUCCCAAGGGUCCUAAGCAGAGUAAAGUCAAGCAACAGCCUCAGCAGCAGCAAACUGGCAAGCCUAAACAGAAAAACGGCAAACCCAUGCAGCGAGACGACGACUACUCGUCUGAAGAAAGCAAACUACAAAAGCUCAAGGAAGAGCAGUACAACGAGAUUCGUCAAAGAGAGAAGAUGCUCCAAGAUCUUAUUCAACAAUCGCAGCAGGAGGCCGAGGAGAAGAAGAGGCUUGCGGAGCAGGCCAAACGAGACAAACUCGAAAAAAUCAAGCAAAGAAGAAGAAAGUUGGAGAUGGCCUACUCCAAGUCCAAAACACCGCUCACCAAGGAGUCUGUGGAGGCACUUUGGACGAAAACCUUGGCCCGUUACAUCCCCAACAUGAUUAAAAAGCACGAGGCCGAAAUCGGGCACGAGAACGUCAAGGGCUGUGCCAGAGACUUGGUGAAAAUUCUCGCCAGCAAAGAGGCCAAAAAGGAAACGGCACCACCCAAGGAGCUCGACAAGGCUAAAGUGAAAAAACUCAAGGAUUUCACCGGCAGCUUCAUGGAGAAGUUCUUGCUUAAGUUCAGGAACAAGCGGCCAAAGACAGAAAAGGGGAGGACCAGAGGGAGCAGGCGGCAUGAGGAGCCGUAA
Molecule: messenger RNA, 2136 nt
Organism: Candidozyma duobushaemuli
Lineage: Eukaryota; Fungi; Ascomycota; Pichiomycetes; Serinales; Metschnikowiaceae
Gene: SET2
Product: histone methyltransferase
Exons: 3
Coding region: 1-2136 (711 amino acids)
Biological process (GO): regulation of DNA-templated transcription
Cellular component (GO): nucleus; chromosome; chromatin
Molecular function (GO): histone H3K36 methyltransferase activity; protein binding
Source: RefSeq, a predicted model, not a curated record